CGAUAAUAUUAUCCAUGAGUCAUUACCGCCACCACGUAUCUCAUUAGCUGAGAAAUUUCAAUUUGGUUUAGUUCACCUUUGACAUCUAGAAACAACACGUCUCCUUCUUCUCGUCUCUUAUAUUUUCUAAUUGGUUUACUAUACAUUGUAGUGGAGUUGUCAUCUAGGGCGAAGAAGAAAUAUCAAUUACUAAUCAUAAAUAAUGGACAUUCUUAAUAACGGACCUACUGCAGGAUGCCCUUUAACACCAGAUUCACGAUGUUCAAUUUGUUUGGAUGAUUUAACCAAUAAUUGUUAUACAAAUGCAUGUUUUCAUUUGUUCUGUUUUGACUGUUUACAACGAUGGUCAGAUUCUGAACCAACUUGUCCAUUAUGUAAGAAAACAUUUAAUUAUAUUUAUCAUUCAUUUGGUGAUCUGGGCAUCCAUGAGACAUACACUAUUCCUAUAAUAGCCAGAACACCAGGUCCAAUUCCAAGAAGUCCAAGAAGUCCAAGUCCAGAUAACAUACGGCAAUUUAGUGAAAUGUCAAAUGGUAACAGAUCUAGUUUUGAAUCUGAAGAUGGUGGUUUACCUCGUAUAUCAUUUCCAUCUCAAGUAAGAAGAGGUUCAUUAGAUCGACCAAUUGACAGGAGACGAAGAAUAUCUAGUAUGGAAUCUGAAUAUGCUGAUUUACCUCGAAUAUCAUUUCAAUCUCAAGUAGGAAGAGGGAGUCCUAAUUGAUCAGAUGAUCAAGAAUCCAUAUUUUGCUACUCAAGGUUCUCAAAUAGCUCAUAUAAAAUCUCGAGAUAUUAAGAAAAAAAUGAAAAAAAAAUAAAAAUAUAUCUAUGAUUCAUAAUCUCAAAACCCAGUACCAACAGAAAUCUUUCAUAUCCAGGAUCAUCUUCCACUUCAGAAGAAACAUAUAUACAAUUAUGAUUUCAUUUUAUAUUUUCUUAUUAAAUAAUGUAUGUAUAUA
This is a messenger RNA of Metopolophium dirhodum (rose-grain aphid), 956 nucleotides long. RefSeq names its product E3 ubiquitin-protein ligase RNF185-like. The record is from RefSeq and is a predicted model, not a curated record. The coding region runs from base 203 to 721 and encodes 172 amino acids. The transcript has 5 exons. Gene Ontology annotation, molecular function: ubiquitin protein ligase activity. NCBI's taxonomy places the organism in Eukaryota, Metazoa, Arthropoda, Insecta, Hemiptera, Aphididae. Gene Ontology annotation, biological process: protein polyubiquitination; protein monoubiquitination.